Messenger RNA from Cucumis sativus (cucumber), 873 nucleotides. RefSeq lists its product as uncharacterized. The transcript has 3 exons. Bases 291 to 572 code for a protein of 93 amino acids. The record is from RefSeq and is a predicted model, not a curated record. NCBI's taxonomy places the organism in Eukaryota, Viridiplantae, Streptophyta, Magnoliopsida, Cucurbitales, Cucurbitaceae.
AUCACUAUUAUCCAAUUAGGGCUUCAUUUGACUAUGGAAUAAGUUUCCUUCUUCUCCCGCCAACAGAAAACCUUCCCAGUUCAUUAGUCUUUCAAUCGUUCAAUUUCCUUUUUUUAUCUCUUAUCCCCAUUUCUUGCUGUUUCCACUCUAUUCAAGAACAAGAUCGAUACUGCAACGGAGUUUAUUGAUUUGUCCUCUACAGGCUUGAAAGCAUUCUGGAGUAGUAAAUUGUAGCAUAUUUCAGAGAAUCGAAGUCCGGAGAAGUUUGGAGUCUGUAAACACAUGACUCAAUGGAUGCCCCAGCUGAAGAAGACAUUCCUCUAAGGCCUCGGGUUAAGGUCUCACUUUGCCUAGGAUCAGAGACACAUUUGGUCAAUACAGCUAAUAAAGGCACCCUUUCUGAGCAGCUGACUUCCAUGAAAGAGGAUAGCAUGGCCAUUUUGAAGGAGUACAUAACCAAACAUAAUGUUCCUAAUGAUGUCCCGGACGAACUAGUUGAAGAAGCUUCUGAGGACGAUGAUGAAAUCACUGAAAAACCUCAAGUGAAGGCAAAGAAGACAAAAGUAACAUAAUUUCUCUCUCUGUUCAUGGGCCAAACCCUGAAAUUCUAAAGAACAAAAAUAGUGUCUUGGAAGAGAAUAUAGAACGUAACUUUAAGUUCAUUAGUGUUCUCUAAAUGUGCUUGGUCUGUGUCAUUUGUUCGUUUCAAUACCUUGGACCCCUUUUCUGAUUCUAAGUUCUAACUAGUUUCCCUCUCCUUCAUUUUCAUUUUUCAUGAUUAGGGAAAAUUAAUAGCAUUGAAAGAUUCAAACCAAUGUGGAAUUAGAUGUAUUUAGUUUAAAUUAUUAAUCGAGAUCCUAUUUUUCUGUCUCA